Messenger RNA from Cryptomeria japonica (Japanese cedar), 4118 nucleotides. Its product is annotated as protein MICRORCHIDIA 2. Bases 796 to 3120 code for a protein of 774 amino acids. The transcript is spliced from 20 exons. NCBI's taxonomy places the organism in Eukaryota, Viridiplantae, Streptophyta, Pinopsida, Cupressales, Cupressaceae. Gene Ontology annotation, molecular function: ATP hydrolysis activity. The record is from RefSeq and is a predicted model, not a curated record. Gene Ontology annotation, cellular component: nucleus.
CUGCCAUAAAAAGUAGAGAGAGGAAAUAACCAAACUUCUCUCUAGAAAAAUAAGAAUUUUAUUUUUCCUAGAGAGAGAAAGAUGGUCAAAGGAGGCAAAGGGAUGCAUUGAAAAAGCAGCCAAAAGAGGGCACAAAAGCAAACCAUAACCACCUAAAUCAAAACCAAAAGGAGAAACCCUAGGGAAAUUAGUUGGACAGGUACACCAAACCUUCAUAUAAAUGGUAUGUAGAAGAAAGGGGUUGCCAUUUUUUGAUUGACUUGAUCUGUCUAGGCCUGAAAAAAGAUUUGGUAAAGAUUUUGGUGGUGUGUGGCCAUUGUACCACUUUGAUGUGAUGUGACUGGCAGAGAAUGGUUGGGAUUUGAUCAUCUGACUGCUGCUUUUAGGGUAAUCUACAAAGGACAAGCAGUACUUAGGGCUUUCUAAAAAAAGGACAGGCUGGCACCUAGGGUUUUCUAGAAAAGACAGGCUGGCUAGGGUGGUACAGAAACCCUGAGAAGAUUGUGCCAAUAUUUGUAUUGAUUAGAGGGAAGUUUCAUAAAACUUAUUUUUUUUUGUAUAUACAGUUUUGAAAUCCAAAUAUAUAUAUCUUGAGGCAGAGGAAACAACAGGACAGUAAGGAAGAUUCUGGAAGUCAAGGGGGAUAUGUAAAGCUCACACUUUCCUUUCAUCCUCUAGAGAUCACAUAUUGUUUUGUUUUGCAAAAUACAGAGGGAAAUACAGGUUUUUUAGUUCUUCUCAGCUGUGGAUUCAACCAGGGAGUAUACAGGGAAGGGAUUGUUUGGCAUAGGAGACAUGCCCACAAGUGUGACUAAUGUGGCUUCAAGUGUGAUUGACCUGAGCAGUGACGAUGAGGAAGAAACACAAUUGCAAUCAUCUAUAGGAAGACCAGUUUCAAAAAAUGAAUGCUCUCAAAAUUUGUGUAGUACACAAAUAGAACAGCCAAUUUGUACCCAGACGGUUCAAGACCCUGCAUUGUCGAGAUCAACUGGUCAUGAUUUCGACUGGUAUUUCAAAGAUACCAAACCUGACCUUGAGAAUAGGAUUCAAAGAACUCUACCAUCUGUGUCUUUAGCUAAUGGACAACAUGAAGGUGGAUUGGAGCAGAAUGGAUUGAGACAAUCUAAUGGCAUUACAUAUCCUGCUCUUGGUUCACCAUCUCAUCAUGAAAGGUCUGCACAGCAAAAUUUUAGUGGAAGAGAUGGACAUCAGAUAUUAAAUCAGCAGGGAAGGCAGACAUUGCCAUCAUCUUUGUCAAGAUCAAAUUGUUUGGGCCAGCCAGUCCAGGAAAUUCAAAAUGAAAACACAAGAAAUAUUGGAAACAUGCCACCGGUUACUUCUUCUAUGCCCAAUCAAUCUGGAAAAGUUUCUUCAAAGAGCAGCUUUCACCAAUUUUGGAAAGCAGGAGAUUAUGAUGUUCGAUAUGCACAAAAGAAAUCUAUACCAGGUGGAAUGGAUCAUGUUCGUGUACAUCCGAAGUUCCUUCAUUCUAAUGCUACAUCCCACAAAUGGGCAUUUGGAGCAAUUGCAGAGCUUCUUGAUAAUGCAAUUGAUGAGAUACAUCAUGGUGCAACUUAUGUCAAAGUGGAUCAGAUUUACAACCCUCGUGACUGCAGUCAUGCUUUACUUUUUCAGGAUGAUGGAGGGGGCAUGGAUCCUGAUUGUAUUCGACAAUGCAUGAGCUUGGGAUAUUCUAUGAAGAACACAAACACUACUAUCGGACAAUAUGGCAAUGGCUUUAAAACAAGUACAAUGAGACUGGGAGCAGAUGCAAUUGUUUUUACUCGGACGGCUCGUGGCAGCUCUUCAACUCAGAGUAUCGGACUCCUUUCCUACACAUUCUUGAGAAAGACAGAGCAAGAUGACAUUAUAGUUCCUAUGGUUGAUUUUGAGCUGCCAAUGGGUCCUGAUACACCAAGAAUGUUAGUUCGCUAUGCAACAGAUAUUUGGACAAAAAACUUGGCAACAGUCUUACAGUGGUCUCCCUAUGCAACAGAAACUGAGCUUAUGAAGCAGUUUGAAGACAUCGGACCUCAUGGAACGAAAGUCAUCAUUUACAAUCUUUGGCUUAAUGAUGAUGGCAUUCUGGAGCUUGAUUUUGAUACAGACAAGGAAGAUAUAAAAUUGCGGGGAGGUAGCAAACUAUGCAACAUUAAGAAUUCACACUGGGAAUUGCUCCAAUCACACAUCUCAUACCGAUUGUCAUAUUCCCUACGUGCAUAUGCAUCUAUCCUUUAUUUAAGGAUGCCAUCAAAUUUCAAGAUUUUUUUGAGGGGGGUACUUGUUGAACAUCACAGCAUAGCUAAUGAUCUGAAAUUUUCGAAAGUAGUAACUUACAAGCCACAACUUGGUGCUGGUAUGAAAGAGGUAGUAGUUGAAACAACCAUUGGAUUUACAAAAGAAGCUCCCUUUGUUAAUGUUCAUGGUUUCAAUGUUUAUCACAAGAAUCGACUUAUCAUGCCCUUUUGGAAGGUUUGGCAAGAUAAUAGUAGUAGAGGAAGAGGUGUCAUAGGUGUUCUUGAGGCAAACUUCAUUGAGCCUGCACAUGAUAAACAGGACUUCGAAAGAACUGCAGUCCUACUUCGGUUAGAAGCAAAACUCAAACAGAUGACUCUUGAUUAUUGGAAAGCAAAUUGUGGAUUAGUGGGAUAUCAAUACGGAAGUAGAGCCAGAGCUGAAAAUCAUCAAAGUGAUUCACGUUCAGUUGAAAAUGCUCAACCUUUAGCAAGUGAUAAUCCACAAAAUGAUUCCUCUCCAAUCCAGAAUCCCCGCCCAUUAGCAAGAAUUUCUUCUGGUUUUUCACCUCAGCAAAUUAACAGACCAGACUUGCCUGUCUCAACAGUUUCUGAUAGUGAUUUUCAGACUGCUGCCAAUGGAAAAGAGCUGCAAUCAAUGGCAGGAACUUCAAAUAGCAUAGUGGAUACAAUAUCGCAACAGAAUAUACAUCUAUUUAUGAGGUGUGAAACUUAUCGUCGAAAAGAGCUGGAGUUUAAUCAGAAGAUAAGAAAUCUGGAGAACGAAUUGAAGAAUGCCAAGCGCAAAUUGGUGGUACUUGCAUCUAAUGUGGAUCUUCACAAGAAGCAAAGACAGGCUGCCUUGAGGGAGGCACAGAGCUGUUAAUAAGAGCCUUUGAAGAAUACUGAUAGCCGAAGUGAGAAUAAAAAGGUUUUAAGAUUGGAAUACAUCUAGGGUUCCGUGAAUUGCAGUCCUUUCCAGGGGAGCAAAUUGUUGAAACAGUUUCUGUUUCUAAGGCAUUCGGAAAAAUUUAUAAAGGAGUUUUAUACCACCUGUUUUUGUGUAUCUAAUCGAAAGGCUUGACCAUCCUUGCCUACAGCAAUGUCCUGAUUUGUUGGUAAACUGCUGUAUAGUUUUGAUGUCUUUUGGGAAGCAUGGUCAUUCAAAAGGAGGAGAUAGCUAUUUGUAAUAUACCAAUUUCACAUGCACUAGCCAAUUUUUUGUAAUAUUCAUCAUGAUUAGAUCCAUGGAAAAAGCAGCAUUGUAAAAUUGUAAACAGCAAUUUUGAUGAAGUGUUUUUCAGAUGCAGAAAGAUGUCAAUAUGUUUUGUUGCACCUUAUAGUUUUCCAGGGUGCGCCUUGUGACGAGAAUUGCAGCUACGCUGAAUAUAAACUUAAGAAGCAUGUAAGGCAGCAGCAAUUCACGGAGCAUCAACUGUUUGUUGUAGAAAUGAACCGUGGCUAAACUCAGACCAAAUAUGAAUUGGGACACAGUACAAUGGUUAUUGAAUGAUAUGUACAGCCGGCCUAGUGCCUUCAAAUUGUUCAUUGCACUAUUGGACUAGGGAUCAUUAAAUAGCAGCUAGCAUUUUGCUGCUGAUGGCAGGUCCCCCCAAUCAGUAAAACAUUUUUUGUAUCAGUUUGUCUCCUCCAACAUAUGGUUUUCUAUCCAGAUGGCAUAAAUUUUCAACUUCUAAAAUUUGUCUUUGACUUGGGAGUUAUACGGUAAUUUAACCUAGUCCAACAGUAUGGCUAUCUAUUCAGAUGGCAUGGCUGUGGAGAUGCAGUUAUCUCACGGCUAAUGUAAAGACCUAAUAGUUUGUUGUUUUAUACUCAAAAUGAAGAUUUAAAUGCUAAACAGAAAUUUGACAGCUUUUCAUACCA